GUUUCCGUAGCGCGAUCGGGCUCAGUUUGGAUUUUGAGGAAGUGCUCGACCAGCGGGCAAAUCACAAAGCAUCAGCGAAGAUCCGACGGUUAUUUUAAACAGAACAGCGUACGGCGUUCGCACUGAAAAUACACUAUGGCAUAUCAACUCUACAGAAACACGACAUUAGGGAACAGUCUACAGGAGAGUCUUGAUGAACUUAUUCAGUCUCAACAGAUCACACCACAGUUAGCCCUCCAAGUCCUGUUACAGUUUGAUAAAGCUAUCAACACAGCGCUGGCCAACCGGGUCCGCAACAGGGUCAAUUUUAGGGGAUCUCUGAACACAUACAGAUUCUGCGAUAACGUCUGGACGUUUGUUUUAAAUGACGUUGAGUUCCGGGAGGUGACGGAUCUAGUCAAGGUGGACAAAGUAAAAAUUGUAGCCUGUGAUGGCAAAAACACUGGGCCUAAUGCAGCUGAGUGAAACCAAGGUGAAGAGAAGUGAACUGAAUUUGCUGGCUGAUGGGAAGGAUGAAAAGAAUUGAAGAGGAGGCACACAGCGGUGGGGACUGUGUAUAUAUUAUUUAUUGCAAGAAACCAUUCUCCAGCCUUCAUACAUCAACCUGCUCAGUGGAGGACUGACAAACGUAUGGAGCACACAAAGCCUUGGAUAUCACAUUAAACUUUUCUUUUUAUAAAUAAAUGUAUAUAAUUUUCAUAGAAAUGCCAAUGCUUUUCAGUUUGUUGCUGUUUAGCUUAUUCUCUAAUAAACUUGUUUUAAAUGGUU
Carassius auratus (goldfish) is the source of this 768-nucleotide messenger RNA. RefSeq names its product transcription initiation factor IIA subunit 2. Gene Ontology annotation, cellular component: transcription factor TFIIA complex. The transcript is spliced from 4 exons. Lineage: Eukaryota; Metazoa; Chordata; Actinopteri; Cypriniformes; Cyprinidae. Gene Ontology annotation, biological process: transcription initiation at RNA polymerase II promoter. Bases 136 to 465 code for a protein of 109 amino acids. The record is from RefSeq and is a predicted model, not a curated record.